This is a messenger RNA of Caenorhabditis remanei, 381 nucleotides long. RefSeq lists its product as uncharacterized. Lineage: Eukaryota; Metazoa; Nematoda; Chromadorea; Rhabditida; Rhabditidae. Bases 1 to 381 code for a protein of 126 amino acids. The transcript has a single exon. The record is from RefSeq and is a predicted model, not a curated record.
AUGACUCGUCUCUGGCAAGUAAAAUUUGGACCAUUAAUGGUGAAGUUCCGCCCCGAAGAUAUUCGAGCGAUUGAAGAAGAUAUUUGGAGAAUCCGCAAUAUUUCGAAAGUAACUAAAAUUGCAAAGAGACUUCCGAAUACUGAUUUCUAUCUUCCAAUUGUUUUCAAGUGUUAUUAUGACGUACUUUAUGGACCAUCAAAUGUCGAACACACUGGAAUUCAUAGUUGUCCGAAUGCUGAAUCGUGUUUUAUGCCUCAAAGAGAAGAUUACAAAUGCAUUCAUUCGGAUGCUCAAUACUUCUCCGGUCCUCAUAUGGUUCCUUUCACUUAUCACUUCUCUAAUAACUCAUUCUGGUCGAAAGAUAUCGGGUGUUAUCAAUAA